Messenger RNA from Ostreococcus lucimarinus CCE9901, 2445 nucleotides. RefSeq lists its product with no specific name. Gene Ontology annotation, molecular function: carbohydrate binding; alpha-glucosidase activity. Lineage: Eukaryota; Viridiplantae; Chlorophyta; Mamiellophyceae; Mamiellales; Bathycoccaceae. The record is from RefSeq and is a predicted model, not a curated record. Gene Ontology annotation, biological process: N-glycan processing; carbohydrate metabolic process. The transcript has a single exon. The annotation marks the transcript as partial.
CUCGCGCUGGCGCUGACGACGAUCGUCGUCCUCGCGACGCGAACGGACGCGCUCAAAGCGAACGAUUUCAAGACGUGCGCGACGAGCUCGUUUUGCGCGCGAGGGCGAGACGCGCGAGACGCGCGAGGCGCGAGGAUCGAAGACGCGCGCGCGCGCGAGCGCGACGCGAGGGCGGUCGAGUUCGACGUCGUGCGCGGCGAUGAGGGAAGUGCGUCGCUGGUGGGUUCGGUGGAGGGGAUGAAAACGGGCGCGGUGCGCGUGCGGGUGGACGAAAGAGGCGAGCGGGCGCGAUUCGCGGCGCGGGAGGUGCUGACGAGGGAGACGGAAUUCGAGGACGACGCGAGGGCGCGGGCGCGCGUGGUGGGAAGGAGCGAGACGAGCGUGGAGGUGGAGUUCGAAGAGACGGGGGCGCGGGCGAAGAUUUACGCGGAUCCGUUCAAAGUGGAGGUGUACGCGCGGGAGGCGACGACGCCGGCGGCGAUUUUUAACGCGCGAGGCGAGUUCGCGUUCGAGACGGGAGGCGACGGGUCGUCGGAGGAUUGGGCGGAGACGUUUAACGGGCACACGGAUACGCGCAAGAAUGGACCCACGGCGGUGGCGUUCGACCUGACGUUUCCGAGCGCGAGCGACGCGUACGGGCUUCCCGAACGCGCGACGUCGCUCAGCCUGAAAUCGACGCGAAAGUACGAGAGCGGUAAGAGUUGGUUCGGUCGAUCUUCGGUCGAUUCGUCGGUGAAUGAAACCACGCUCGGGGAACCUUACAGAUUGUACAACCUCGACGUGUUCGAGUACCUCGAUGAUAGCGCGUUCGGGCUUUACGGAUCGAUUCCGAUGCUCACCGCGCACGGGGUCCGCGACGGCAAAUCGACUACGGCUGGCGCUUACUUUCACAACCCGAGCGAGAUGUACGUGGAUGUCAACGUCGACGGCGCUAACGGCGUGCACACGAAGUGGAUGGCCGAGAGCGGCGCGAUGGAUGUUUUCAUUCUCCCCGGCGAUACCCCCGCGGAUGUGUUGAAGCAAUACACGGCGCUGACGGGCACGACGUCGAUGCCACCGUUAUUUUCGCUCGGCUAUCAUCAGUGCCGAUGGAACUAUCGCGACGAGAACGACGUCAAGGAAGUCGACGCCGGUUUCGACGCAAAUGACAUACCGUAUGACGUGCUUUGGCUCGACAUCGAACACACCGAUGGGAAGCGGUACAUGACGUGGGACAACGGUCCGUUCCCCACGCCCGAACGCAUGAUCAACGACAUCGCCAGUCGCGGACGAAAGAUGGUCACCAUCGUGGAUCCGCACGUAAAAAUCGACAAUAAUUAUCCCGUCUAUAAAGAGGCAAAGGAUAAAGGGUUUUACGUCAAGAAGAACGACGGCACGACGGAUUUUGACGGGUGGUGCUGGCCGGGAAGUUCGACGUACUUGGACGUCACGAAUCCAGACGUUCGCGAGUGGUGGGCGAGCAAGUUUUCUUUGGACUCCUACAAAGGAUCGACGAAAGACUUGUACAUUUGGAACGAUAUGAACGAGCCGUCCGUGUUCAACGGUCCCGAAAUUACGAUGCAAAAAGACUUGAUUCAUCACGGCGGCGUCGAGCAUCGCGAAGUGCACAACGCUUUCGGCAUGUACUACCACAUGGCCACCGCGGAGGGCAUCAAGCGAAGAAACGACGGCGAUCGUCCUUUUGUCCUCUCGCGCGCCUUUUUCGCCGGGACGCAACGCAUCGGACCGAUUUGGACCGGUGAUAACACCGCUGAUUGGCGACACCUCGCCGUGAGCUUACCGAUGGUGCUCACGCUCGGCGUGAGCGGGUUGACGUUUAGCGGCGCCGACGUCGGAGGAUUUUUUGGCAAUCCCGACGCUGAGCUCAUGACGCGGUGGUACCAAGUCGGCACUUACUAUCCUUUCUUUCGUGGACACGCGCAUUUGGAGACGAAGCGCCGCGAGCCUUGGUUGUUCGGUGACGAGAGCACGGCAAUCAUUCGUCAAGCGAUUCGCGAGCGAUACGCGCUCCUGCCUUACAUUUACACCUUGUUUGAAGAGUCGCACCGAACGGGCGCGCCCGUGUUGCGUCCGCUUUGGUACGAAUUCCCAACGGAUGAGAACGUGUUCAAGAUUCAAGAUUCAUUCAUGCUCGGUUCGGCAAUUUUAGUGCAGCCAGUGUUGAAGCAAGGCGCGAAAUCCGUCUCGGUGUACCUUCCGGCUGGCGUUUGGUACGAAAAACGAUCGGGCGCGCGACACGUCGGACCGAAGACGUUCGACGUCUCCGUCGAGCUCAGCGACGUUCCGGUGUUCCUUAGAGGUGGUGCUAUUUUCGUGCGAAAGGACAGAGCUCGGCGAAGCUCGACAGCGAUGAAGGGUGACCCAUUGACCAUCGUCGUCGCGCUCGACGCGAACGGCGAGGCGAGAGGCUCGUACUACGCCGACGACGGUAAGAGCUACGAGUAC